This is a messenger RNA of Miscanthus lutarioriparius, 678 nucleotides long. Lineage: Eukaryota; Viridiplantae; Streptophyta; Magnoliopsida; Poales; Poaceae. The record is from the annotation of a GenBank genome assembly.
AUGACGAAGGGCACAUACGACACCGACGUGGUCAUGGACGACGGCACUGUGAUCCGGACAACCAUCACGUCCUCCGGCGACGCCGUCAACCUUUUCCUCCGAGAGGUCCGCAAGCAAGGCCAUGGCCAUCCCCUCAUCGUCGGCCUCGACACCGAGUGGCGCGUCGUCCACGACGAGGACGGGCACCGCAGGAACCGAAUGGCCGUCCUGCAGCUCUGCGUGGGCCACCGCUGCCUCGUCUACCAGAUCUUCCACGCCGGCUACGUCCCGGACGCCCUGAAAGACUUCCUCGCGUGUCCGGACCACCGCUUCCUCGGCGUGGCGGUCGACGGCGACGUCAAGCGGCUGUCCGAGGACUGCGGCCUUGUGGUCGCCAACGCGGUGGACCUGAGGCGCGUCGCGGCGGAGGCGGUCGCCCGGCCCGAGCUCCGGACUGCGUCACUGAAGACACUCACCCGCGAGGUCAUGGGCGUGCUCAUCGACAAGCCCAAGUCAGUGACCAUGAGCAAGUGGGACGCGCGGCGCCUGUCCGUGGAGCAGGUCCAGUACGCCUGCAUCGACGCAUUCGUAUCCUACGAGAUUGGCCGGCUGCUGCUCACCGGUCAGUGCGCGGAACGUGCGGCGACCGGUGCAAUGAUCUCACCGUUCGUUGCCUCCGUGGUUGUUCCGGUGGCUUAA